Colletotrichum aenigma is the source of this 1032-nucleotide messenger RNA. RefSeq lists its product as uncharacterized. Gene Ontology annotation, molecular function: oxidoreductase activity, acting on the CH-CH group of donors. NCBI's taxonomy places the organism in Eukaryota, Fungi, Ascomycota, Sordariomycetes, Glomerellales, Glomerellaceae. The coding region runs from base 1 to 1032 and encodes 343 amino acids. Gene Ontology annotation, biological process: lipid metabolic process. The transcript is spliced from 3 exons. Gene Ontology annotation, cellular component: membrane. The record is from RefSeq and is a predicted model, not a curated record.
AUGGCGGUCGUUCACGUUCUAGACGAUUAUUACCUAGCUAUCACGGCUCUCAUCACAAUAGCAUAUCAACUGCUCUUCUUCUCAAUAGCCUUCAGCUUCAAGUUUGACAAGCUCACCGACUUUGCUGGCGGCACAAACUUCGUCCUACUCGCAAUCAUCACCCUCGCGCUCAGCGGCCACCACCAUGCGCGCCAGGUCGUCGCCUCCAUCUUCAUCAUGCUCUGGGCCGCGCGCCUCUCGGGCUUCCUCCUCUUCCGCAUCAUCAAGACGGGCAAGGACGACCGCUUCGACGACAAGCGCGACAAGUUCUUCCCCUUCCUCGGCUUCUGGAUCUUCCAGAUGAUCUGGGUCUGGACCGUCUCGCUGCCCGUGACCGUGCUCAACUCGCCCAACGUGACGCAGUACCCGCAGCACUCCUUCGGCACAGGCAGGGACGUCGUCGGCAUCAUCUUCUUCGUCGUCGGCUUCACCAUGGAGGCCGUGAGCGACGCGCAAAAGUACGCCUUCCGGAGGGACCACCCGGAGCGCGAGGCCAUCUGCGACAAGGGCUUCUUCAGCGUGUCGCGGCAUCCGAACUACUUUGGCGAGAUCAUUAUCCAGUUCGGCAUUUACAUGAUCGCCGUAUCUUCUGCGGCGGACGGUUACGUAGGCGGCCAAGCCUUCAAGGCUCUCUACGCCACUAUCCUCGGCCCCUUCUUCCUCACGCUGCUGCUCAUGUUCGUCUCGGGCCUGACUCUGCAGGAACGCCCCGGCGCCAAGAAGCGUUACGAGAAGGGUCAGAACUGGGAGGGCUACAAGCGCUAUCUCGACCGCACCAGCAUUCUGAUCCCCUUCCCGCCGCAGCUGUACGUUCGCAUGCCCACGAUUCUAAAGAGGACCAUCUUUCUCGAGUUCCCUAUGUACGUUUUCGACCCGGCGAAGCACUCCGACUCGGCGACGAGAGCGGAGCAAGGCGAGCAUCGUCGUGAGGACGUGUCCAAGCCCAAUAGUAGACCAAGCGGAGAAGAGAGCUUAGUCGGGCAGCACUCGUGA